This is a messenger RNA of Haplochromis burtoni (Burton's mouthbrooder), 1778 nucleotides long. RefSeq names its product TCF3 (E2A) fusion partner (gene tfpt). NCBI's taxonomy places the organism in Eukaryota, Metazoa, Chordata, Actinopteri, Cichliformes, Cichlidae. The record is from RefSeq and is a predicted model, not a curated record. Gene Ontology annotation, cellular component: Ino80 complex. The coding region runs from base 140 to 739 and encodes 199 amino acids. Gene Ontology annotation, biological process: apoptotic signaling pathway; positive regulation of apoptotic process; apoptotic process. The transcript is spliced from 7 exons. Gene Ontology annotation, molecular function: DNA binding.
GUCAUGCUAUUAAACGGCCUUAGCUAAAGCUAAACAGAGAAAACGACACUGCACGCAGCUUGUGCUCAGGUUGAUGAUGACACUGGUCGAAGUGUCGCUUUAAACACACGUUAAAAACAUCGUUUCGGGACUAACAAAUAUGAUGGAGGAUUUUUCUGGCUUGGCUCUGCCUCCUUUAUUUGGAGGUCACAUCCUGGAAGCAGAACUGGAGCCUGGUGGUGUGGAGCUGGGACCGGGAGAGGUGGAGCUGGGUCCAGGAGGCACCGAGCUGCUUGAGAGCACAACACAAGAAGAUGAAGAAAAAAGAGCUCUUGACAAAAGGAAAUAUGUGGCUCUGAGCAGGAAAUGUAAAGAAAUUGAACAGGUAAAUCAGAAGAUCCUGGGUCGCCUUCACCAAGUGCAAAGAAUUACUCGACGUCUGAAGAAAGAAAGGAGAUUCCUCAUGAAGACCUUAGAUGCUCACGGGGAUGACUACAGAAACGCUCAGCUCACUAUACUGCUUGAGGAUGAAUCUGGAGCCCAUUUGGAGCCGGCUGCUGCAGCGGAGGAUGAAAAGCUCAACGGUGUUUCCGGUUCCACUCCAUCUGCAACAUCACAUCAUGUGGCUGGGACAAAGAAAAAGAGGCAUCGAAUUCCUCGUCAAGAAAAGGAUAAAGAGCCACAGAUCGACCCGGAGAUGUCGGCGUUGGCAGAGUCACAGUUUGGAGAAAUGUCCAGCCCGACCUCGCUGUCUCAUUGAUCAAACCGCUGUCCUGGAUAUCACGAUGAUGGUGACUAGGAUAAGAGCACCCAGUUUCCAGGACUGUUUAAAACACUGCUUUACUUGAGUCAAUCUUUGUAAUGUUGUGGUUUCAUUUGAAUAUUGUGAACAGAUUGAGUUCAUGUAACACGAGAUGUUAUUCACCUUAUAUAUGUGUAUAUUUGUUUUGUAUAUACGAGGUUAUGUUUUUACAGUUGACAGUUGAUGGCAACAUAUUUAUGACAAGCACGUGAUGUUGAAAACAUGAUUUGAUAAAUAUUUGACGUAUUAGAUGAAUAUGACAGGGUAUUACUAUCAUUACUUGAGUUAGGAUUUUAUCCGAGUAAGCAGAUGGACUCGUCGUCAUAUUAAACUUUUACGCUGUGCUGUUUGGGUUUACUUUUCUGUGAUUUUGUUUUUUCCCUCUUUUGUAUUCACUCAUCUGCCUUCACAUGCUCAUGGACUUAAUGUGGCAUCUCAUUCUUAAUCGAUGGGGUUUGACAUGAUUUCACCCCACCUUGUGAAGCUAUAACUGCUUCUGCUAUUCUGGGAAGGCUUUCCACAAGGUUUAGGAACGUGUUUAUCCAAAUUUUUGGCCGUUUUUUCUGAAGCACAUUUGCGAAGUCGGUCACUGAUGUUGGACGAGAAGGCCUGGCUCGCAGUCUCUGCUCUGAUUCAUCCCAAAGAUGAAUGCCAUGAGGUCAGUCAGGCCAGUCAAGUUCUUCCACACCAAGCUCGCUCAUCCAUGUCUUUAUGGACCUCGCUUUGUGCACUGGUGCACAGUCAUGUUGGAAUAGCAAGGGACCAUCCUUAAAUUGUUCCCACAAAGUUUAGAGCAUGAAACUGUCCAAAAUGUCUUGGUAUGCUGAAGUAUUAAGAGUUCCCUUCACUGGAACUAAGGAGCCAUGGCCAGUUCCUGAAAAUCAACCCCAUCACCUGUAUGGAAAGCUUUUACACAAAUAUUAUGCCUGAAUAACAAGUUUCAGUUACAGUUUGUUUCUGUGUUAAAAUAAAAAAUAAAAAAAAAUGCUAGAGCAGU